Molecule: messenger RNA, 3780 nt
Organism: Oncorhynchus nerka (sockeye salmon)
Lineage: Eukaryota; Metazoa; Chordata; Actinopteri; Salmoniformes; Salmonidae
Product: glycerol-3-phosphate acyltransferase 3-like
Exons: 13
Coding region: 154-1419 (421 amino acids)
Biological process (GO): triglyceride biosynthetic process
Cellular component (GO): endoplasmic reticulum
Molecular function (GO): glycerol-3-phosphate O-acyltransferase activity
Source: RefSeq, a predicted model, not a curated record
CAGCAGAUCUUGCGCACUGUCCUGUGGCUGACUACACAGUUGGGUUGCAACCUGCAACCACUACCGCUACAGCGAGGUACAGAAGAAUGGAAAACUCGUUAAGACAACGAAUAGGUCUUCAGAUAACUUGAACCCUAUGUGCCAUACCAGUGGAUGACAGAUCUCUGUGAGGGAGGGAUGGAUGACCUGUGGAGUAUAACGACUUUGUUGCUGCAGGUGUGGUUCUCCGUGAUGAUUGGGCUCAUCAUGAUACCUGCUAUGUUUGGCCUCUCCCUGGGGGUCACUUCGGUCUAUAUUCAGAUUCUGGUCAAGAUAUUGGAGUGGGCCACCCUGCGGAUCCAGAGAGGACACAGGGAUCGACCCACUCUGCCCGUGCCUGCUCCGCUACCCAAUGGACUCAUCCAGAGGGAGGGUGGCUCUAUGGAACAGGAGAUGGGGGAGCUGCGUCGGUAUCGUACCCAGUCCAUAUCGAGGGGAGAGUUUGCGCUGAGCGACUCAUUCUACUUCUACAGAAAGGGCCUGGAGAGCAUCGUGGAUGACCAGGUCACUCAGCGCUUCUCCUCUGAGGAGCUGGUCUCCUGGAACCUCCUGACCCGCACCAACCACAACUUUCACUACAUCAGCCUGCGCCUCACCGUCAUCUGGGGCCUGGGCGUGAUCAUACGUUACUGUGUCCUUUUCCCUCUCAGGAUAACCCUGGCAAUCAUAGGGAUUAGCUGGCUGGUGAUCGGGACAACUUUGGUGGGGUUUCUACCUAACAGGAGAGUGAAGAACUGGCUCAGUGAGUUAGUCCAUCUGAUGUGCUAUAGGAUUUGUGCCAGAGGCCUCUCUGCCACCAUCCAAUACCACAACAAAAAUAAUAAACCACAAAAAGGAGGAAUAUGCGUAGCAAACCACACCUCACCUAUUGACAUUGUCAUUUUGGCCAAUGAUGGAUGCUACGCUAUGGUGGGUCAAAGUCACAGUGGGCUGAUGGGGGUCAUCCAGAGAUCAAUGGUGAGGUCCUGCCCACAUGUGUGGUUUGAGAGGUCGGAGAUGAGAGACCGGCAUGCUGUUACCAGUAGAUUGAGGGCUCAUGUUGCAGCGAAGCGCAAUCUACCCAUUUUGAUUUUCCCAGAGGGAACCUGCAUCAACAACACAUCAGUCAUGAUGUUCAAGAAGGGAAGCUUUGAGAUUGGAGGGACAAUAUACCCAGUUGCAAUCAAGUAUGACCCACGCUUUGGAGAUGCCUUCUGGAACAGUGCCAAGUACAACAUGGUGAGCUACCUACUGAGAAUGAUGACCAGCUGGGCCAUCGUGGUCAAUGUGUGGUACCUGCCCCCAAUGACCAGACAGGAAGGGGAAGAUGCUACCAAGUUUGCCAACCGAGUGAAGUCUGCUAUUGCACAUCAGGGAGGGCUGUUGGACAUGGCGUGGUAACCUAGUGGUUAAAGCGUUGGACCAGUAACUGGAAGGCUGCUGGAUCAAAUCCCCGAGCUGGCAAGGUAAAAACCUGUCGUUCUGCCCCUGAGCAAGGCAGUUAACCCACUGUUCCCUUGGUGCCGAAGACAUGGAUGUCGAUUAUGGCAGCCCCCCGCACCUCUCUGAUUCAGAGGCGUUGGGUUUAAUGCAGAAGUCACAUUUCAGUUGAAUACAUUCAGUUGGACAACUGACUAGGUCUCUCCCAAACUCCCUCUGUCCUCAUCCUCCUCUCUUCUAAAACCUUCUCUGCCAUUCUACUCUCUCCCUAAACCCACUCCAUCCUACUCUCCUUUCUUCUUCCAACCUCUCUGUCCUCUUGCCUGCCCCCUCUCUGCCUCUCCCAUCCCUCUGAACCCCUCUUCCCUGAUAUAGAAACCUCUCUGGCAAUUUUCACCCAAAUACAUUCCACAAACAAUAGUUUUCAGAAUGAGCAUUAACAGGGUUGAUCACACGAAAUGGCCCUUUUAAUUUACAGCGGGAUUCUAUGGAUCACAGGGGGGGCGUAGAUUAAAGCGUUCAAUGAAGCCAGUGAUGAGGUAUUAACCAGCUAGAGCCCCUCGGGUGCCUGGGGGAGCAAGACGCUGGCCAGAGCUCUGCCUGCUGUGUACAGUUAUUCCCCUGUAAUGAAGUGCCUCUAUGUGCCGGCAUGGAGCAGAGGCAGGAAAAAUAGAUUGAAGAUGAUGAGCUCUUCAAAGUCAUUUCUCGCUCUCUCAUUCCACCUCAUGCCCGGCCUGCUCCUCUUGUCCCGAGCUCUCGUCUCCCCAAAAUGCCUGGGAUUUACUUAGCUAGCUGAACAGACCAAUGCAAUUUUUAUGACCUUAUUGCUUUUUUUACCCUGGUAAUAGUUUUGAAUCAAUUUAUCAAUCUGCAGGAACCAUCAGGCAUGUUGCCCUCAAAGAUCAAGUCCAGGUCAUUCCAUCAAUGCACUCAGGUGCACUGAGAUGGAAAGGGAAAGGGUGGAAAAUGUGCCUCCCCCACAGACCCCCAUCUCUGGUGUCACCCAUAUGAGAAUGUGCUUCAAACGGCUUAGCAAACAUGCUCUUACCAGUUUAACCCCUCAUCCCAAACCCCCACAAUCAUGCUGUCUUUAAAAUCAGUUGUAGGUGAGGUUGGGAGCACUGGGAUUUCUUAAUAUCUAUAGCAGCCUGGGACUGGAAAAGAGGAUAGACAAAAUAAGGGACCUUCCCACUCCUUCUACUCUAUGACAGAGCAUCUCUUUCAAUUCUGUUUUUGUAUAAAUAAGAUUUACCGUGAUAUUACUAUAAUCGCACAAAAUAAUAUUGAUUUAAAUUAAUUCCCAUAAAUAUAGAGAAAUAUGAGCACUUUCAUUCAAUUAGGAUUAAUUAUCUGAGGGACUGGCUACUGUACACCAAAUAGUGGUAGCUCAAUAAUGUGAUAAUUGCAAACUAGCUUUGUUUUGCAUGACUCUAGAUUCAUACUCCCUCCCACUGCUUCCAAGAUACACUGAUAUGUUACCUGUGACUAUGAUAUCAUGUCUACUAUUUUGCUUAUUUUAAUGAUAUUUUAAGUUUUUUUUUUAAAGUUAAAAAUACAAUCAUUUUUUUGCAAUAGAUUUUGUUCAGAUUUUUUGCUAAUUCAUUUUGUUGUCCACACAUCUUAUGUCAACUGCAUCUACGAACAUUAACUAGCACAUGAUGGAUAUUUAUAUUUGAAAUAUUUUAUAACUGCUGCAAUAUGUCCUGCAUAAACAAAAACAGUGUGAGCAUGUGUGUAACUGUAGCUAUAUCAUGCAUGUCUCUGUGCCCUCUACAAGUUCUAGAAGUGUGUUCAUACAUUGUUGCGCCUGUUGUAUGUCUCCAUGUGCGUACCUGUGUCCCUGUUUCUCUCUCAGAACCUGUGGAGAGGCUUCUAUAUUUAGCCUAUCCUGUGAAAGCCAUCUGCCCUCCCUGUAUCCCUGUCGUUUUGCCUCCCUCACAAAGGACCCAUACAUCUCAGACCUUCUAGGCAAAUCACACACUAAUGAGCCUCUUUAAGGCUCUUUGAAUUUCUAAUGAAUAACACUGUGCAGGAAAAUAAACACAUUGCUAUUGAUCAUGCCUCAAAGAUUUAGACUAAUUUAAUAAGUGGACCAGAGCUUGGCUGGGGCUUUGGCUGGCCUGUUGUCUGGGCACCCUGUUCCUCACUCCUCAGCCACAGCACGGGGUGCUGCUGUCUCUGUUGUUAAUGUACUGAUCUGAUCAUCAGGCUAGAUGGUUAGAGACCCCAAAUCCCACUGUUCAGGAAGACUCUCUUUGUGGGAAUUGUGAUGUAUAGCUACAGUAUACUAUAAUGUAAACAAAAUAAACCUGCAAGAUUAAA